This is a messenger RNA of Phoenix dactylifera (date palm), 1622 nucleotides long. RefSeq names its product magnesium transporter MRS2-I-like. Gene Ontology annotation, molecular function: magnesium ion transmembrane transporter activity. Lineage: Eukaryota; Viridiplantae; Streptophyta; Magnoliopsida; Arecales; Arecaceae. The record is from RefSeq and is a predicted model, not a curated record. Gene Ontology annotation, biological process: magnesium ion transport.
AUGGCGCGGGAGGGGUGGGCGGCGGCGUUGGAGGCCCACGGCGAGGCGGCGGCGUUGGAGGCCAACGGCGAGGUGGCGGAGGCGUCGUCGUCGACGACGAGGAGAUGGAUCGUGUUGGACUUCACCGGCGAGGCGAAGGUCCUGGACGUGGACAAGUAUGCCAUAAUGCACCGGGUCCAGGUCCACGCCCGGGAUCUCAGGAUCAUCGAUCCCUUGCUCUCCUAUCCCUCCUCAAUCUUGGGACGGGAGAGGGCCAUCGUUCUCAAUCUCGAGCACAUUAAAGCGAUAAUUACGGCAGAAGAGGUGUUGCUUAGAGAUCCUUACAAUGAGAAUGUCAUUCCAGUAGUGGCGGAGCUUCACAGGCGUCUACCCACUGCCAAUGUAGUUCAGCAAGCACAAGGUGAAGGAAGCGGACACAAUGAGAUUGAAGCUGUCGAAGAACAUGAAUCUCCAUUUGAGUUUCGAGCCCUCGAAGUUGCUUUAGAAGCAAUUUGUAGCUUUCUCAGUGCUCGUACGACAGAUCUGGAAGCUGCUGCAUACCCUGCAUUAGAUGAGCUGACCUCCAAGAUUAGCAGCCGUAACUUGGACAGGGUGCGCAAGCUUAAGAGUGCAAUGACAAGGUUGACUGCUCGUGUUCAAAAGGUAAGGGAUGAACUCGAACAGUUACUGGAUGAUGACAAUGACAUGGCCGAUCUUUACUUGUCAAGAAAGAUGGCUGGAGCAUCCUCUCCUAACAGCAACUCUGUUGUGCCUAACCACUUACCUGCCUCACCAACAAUAGCUUCAAAAAUAUUUGGAGCAAGCAGAGCAAGUGCAGCAACAUUUCAUGGAAAUGAGAAUGAUGUCGAGGAACUUGAGAUGUUACUUGAGGCUUACUUUAGACAAGUUGACAGCACCUUGAACCAAUUGACCACGCUGCGGGAAUACAUCGAUGACACUGAGGACUAUAUCAAUUUUCAGCUUGACAAUCACCGAAAUCAGUUAAUUCAGUUAGAGCUUUUCUUGAAUGGCGCUACUGCUGCCCUCACUGUUUACUCUCUAGUUGCUGGGAUUUUUGGCAUGAAUAUCCCAUUUUCAUGGAAUGAUAACCAUGGAUACCUGUUCAAAUGGGUGGUUGGUAUAUCAGGACUUGUGUCUGGAUUGCUGUUCAUUUUUGUUGUUUUUUACGCUCGCUGCAGAGGACUUAUUGGGUCUUGAUUUCCAGAGAACCUGUGAGAUGUCAAAUAUUCCUAAAAAUUUGCUACUCCGCAUUGGAGGCAAGAUAAAAGUCUUGGCCCGAGGAGCUUGGUGCCUGGUUCACAACAAAAUUCCACUUCCAUGGGUCAUGGUCUAUUGUAUUAGUUCAUUUUUGUACUAUCAUUUCACAAGUAUUUCUUUUUGUUGGUGUUUCCUCUAAAAUCAAGUUAUUCAAGCCAGAAGUUCUAGAAAGAGUACAUUGGUUUGUUUUGUUUGUCUAAUACAUAUAUUUCUUCGAUCAGUUUCUUCUACCCUAUAGUUCCUUCUGUCAAGUUAUUUAGCCUGCCUCCGCUCUAUGUCCACUUGGACGCAAGCUGGCAUAAUUUGCAACCAUCCAAGGAGAUGGCGCGGUCGUUGCCGGUUUCAUUUCUAUGAAAAAUUAUGAA